Molecule: messenger RNA, 729 nt
Organism: Cooperia oncophora
Lineage: Eukaryota; Metazoa; Nematoda; Chromadorea; Rhabditida; Trichostrongylidae
Source: the annotation of a GenBank genome assembly
AUGAAUCCUCCAUUCGGUGUUACGGGCGCAAGCAGAUCUGGAAGCAUCUUUACGGCGACGCCAUUAGCGCCCCUAGCAACUGCUGAGAAUGGCCUUGGAAGUGUCUCAAACUCGUAUUCCUCCUCAAGUCAUGUUGUUCAUGAAAGAGUUCGUCAUAUGGUAAGCUUAAGUUCAACAUUUCGUUAUGCGCUAGAAGAUGAAAAUUACCAAUUUGACAGACGAGUGACGGCGGCUGGCAAACUAGCGAAACAACCACCCGCAGCUUUGAUGGGCCAGGAGGUGUUCAGAAACAGACAACGACUAGUCGAUUCUUUGGCUACCCUUAUCGCUCAGUAUAAGGAGGUUAAUGGAGUCAUUGACAGCAUGGGCAGAGCAUGGGAAAUUGAGGAUGUUGUGCUGGAAAAGGGUACAACUGGUUUAGGAUUCUCGAUAACUGGAGGAACUGACCAACCGGCUGAAGACGGUGAUACCUCUAUUUAUGUCACUAACAUCAUAAUGGGUGGUGCUGCUGCAGCGGAUGGUCGCAUGAAGAAAUUCGACAAGAUUUUGAAAGUGAACAACACUGAAUGUGUCAAUGUGCCGCAUGAAGUCGCAGUUAAUGCGUUGAAGACCGCAGGAAAUGUUGUACGACUGGUGAGUCACCCCGCACCUAGGAUAAAAGGAGGUGGGAGGGAGAAAGUUUCACAUAGUGGAGCGUAUCCUUGCAUUACUGGUUGCAUAGAACCUUAA